UAUGGAUUAGAUCUGACAUAGACCCCAAAGAGAGGAAGAGAAGAAGAAGAAGCUUGAAGCAGGAGAAGAAACACUAUUCAAGUCCGUCAAGCCAGCAGCAGGUGAUUGACAUGUUGCCAGUUGUGGUGGUCCAUGGAGGGGCGGGUCAUAUCCCAAAGGAGCGGGCACAAAACUCCACAUCAGGGGUGUCUGCAGCAGCCCGAGCCGGGUACAUUGUUCUCAAGGGAGGGGGCAGCAGCAUGGACGCUGUGGUGGAGGCUGUGACCCAGCUGGAGAAUAACCCCUCCUUCAACGCAGGCUGUGGGUCGGUGCUGAACGUGAAGGGAGAGACGAGUCGUGCAUGUCUCACUGCAGAGGGUGCCAAACAGUUCGCCCGCUCCAUGGGCGUCCCUGAGGUGCCUAUGGAGUCCCUCAUCACCGAGUACUCCCGCAUGCGCUGGAGGAAGAACCUGGCACCUGAUGCCAACCCUGUGGAGUGCCAAAUCCCAGAUUUGACGUGCACCGACCCACAUGUGUGCGUGUGUGUGUAUUUGUUGUUGUGUGUAUCAGGUUGUGGAGGUUAUGCUGACAACAACUCAGGAGCAGUGUCCACUACAGGCCACGGAGAAGCUAUCAUGAAAGUUGUUUUAGCCAGACUCAUCCUGUUCUACAUGGAGCAAGGUCAGUCAGCAGAGGCAGCCAGUGACUCUGCCCUGGCCUACAUGAAGUCCAGAGUGGAUGGUCUUGGUGGUGUGGUGACGGUGGACCCUCAGGGUAAUUGGGCCGCUCGCUUCUCCAGCUGGCAGAUGGCGUGGGCUGCAGCCCAGAAAGACACGCUGCACUACGGCCUGUACACUGGAGAGCACUUCACACAGAGCAUUGACGAGCCACACUGACACAGUUUUCAGACUUUUUC
Messenger RNA from Labrus mixtus (cuckoo wrasse), 895 nucleotides. RefSeq names its product isoaspartyl peptidase/L-asparaginase-like. Gene Ontology annotation, molecular function: asparaginase activity. The coding region runs from base 111 to 875 and encodes 254 amino acids. The record is from RefSeq and is a predicted model, not a curated record. The transcript is spliced from 6 exons. NCBI's taxonomy places the organism in Eukaryota, Metazoa, Chordata, Actinopteri, Labriformes, Labridae.